Symbiodinium necroappetens is the source of this 1309-nucleotide messenger RNA. The record is from the annotation of a GenBank genome assembly. Lineage: Eukaryota; Dinophyceae; Suessiales; Symbiodiniaceae.
GAUCCACCCGCCUGACGUCAUCGGCAAGUACGCUCCCGACUCGGUAAUCGGCAUGAUCGGUGGCGGAGGAGGUGGCGGCAGAGCCGUGGCGGCCGCAGGCGGCGGCGGCGGCGGCGGUGGCAUCACCUUGGAGGAAGUCGCCAAGCACAACAGCAAAACAGACUGCUGGGUGGUGGUGGAUGGCCAGGUCUUGGACGUCACUUCAUUCCUCUCCGAACACCCGGGCGGCGAGUUGGCUAUCCUCACAUUUGCAGGGAAGGACGCCACGGAGGAGUUCAACAUGAUCCACCCGCCGGAUGUGAUCGGAAAGUAUGCCCCCGAUUCCAUCAUCGGCAAGGUGGGCUCCGGUGCACCGGCUGCCGCACCUGCCGCUGGCGGCGGACUGGAUGCACCUUUGCUGGCCAAGGAUGGCCACAAGGGGAAGGACUGGUCAAGGGCAGAGAAAAACCGGGAGCAGCGCAUGAAGGGCGAAGGGAGAAUCCCUGGCUGGAUUGGCGCUAUUUUUUACAUGGUCUUGGGCUUCAUGAAAGAGAUUCUCUUCACCAUUGUGCCACAGAGCAAUGUGACCAUCACAGGUGACCGUGUCGGUCUUACCCGCUCCGCCAUGUUCCUAUUCAUCUUCAUCAUCAUCCAUGCCGUGGGCAACUUGCACGUGUUCCUAGGCCCAGAUGACUUCAACGGCUACGGCUACUUCUAUGUGCGUCUCUACUGGACUGGUUUCGGUUUCCAGGCGAACAUCGUCGAGGAGUACAUCCUGCUGGCCGCGCUGUUGCACGUCUUCGUCGCCUUGAAGAGGACCUGGGACAUCAGCAUGAACUACUCUGUUGCCUCUGGCAAGCUCAACCUUGCAUUCUCCGGCGUGACAUUGCUCACGUUCAUGAUGAUCCACUUGUACCAGUUCCGCUUUGGCGACACUGAGCCAUGGAAGCUCUGCCCGCCGCCAUACCUCCUGAACUUGGCGACGCUGCUCCAGCUGAGGCUGAACCUCUUCUGGGUAGACACCCCAGGAUGCCAGGCGGUGUACGUGCGGGAUAUCUACCGCAUGGAGUUCGAGAUCUUCCAGUCCCUGGGCUGGGUGCUCUUCUACUUGGCGGCUGUGAUCAUCUUCAGCACGCACAUGUGCUUGGGCUGGCAGAAGGUCGUGCCCGCUCCGGCCUUGGAGAUCCCCAAGAAGUACCACAGCAGAGCCAUCCACAUGGGCUACGUCUUCACCUUCUUCAUCGCUCUGAUCUAUGCCAGCUUCCCGCUCUACACCCACCUCUUCGCCAUGUCCUCCGGAUCCCUGAGCCAGGAGCCGGCACAGCCGUGA